GAAUGAAUUUUUGCACUGUAACAUUGUCAUGAUGUCCGCAUGGACGUAUGUAUUUUUAAACGAUAGAUAGCCGUAAAUUUUUAUGACGAUAUUUGUGCGUGUAAAAAAAUACAAACAGGCCUUUACUUGAAAUUAGUACUGGUAUAAAUAGUAUGAAGAUUGUUACUUUAGUGUUAUAAAAUAGUGUUAAAAAUAUUUAUAAAGCGGUGAUAAUAAAAUAAGUAUUUUUAGAAGUGAACAGGGAACUUGUUUAACGAUAUGCUAGCAAUAAUUGUUGUAUUUUGUUUGUUGUCUAUUUGUAAUGUUUCAACAAUGUACAGUUCAAAAUAUAUGGAGGGUUAUCCGCAUGGUUUCUUGGCAGAUUGUCCCGGAUCAAAUCAGGAAGCAAUAAUAACAAAGAGAAGUCUCAAAUACCUAACAAUGACUGUCGCGAACAGUGACAAAGUUAUGCCCAAUAAAUACAGUUUCUAUCAAAUGAAGGACUUGGCCCUGGAUCCAAAUAUAGAUUUUAGGAGAAAUACAGUGCUAUAUAUAGGUGGAUAUUUGGAUAGUCCUAGCUUUAUAUUCGCUAGGAAUAUGGGUGCAGCUUAUAAGGAUUUGGGAUAUAAUGUGUUGCUAUUGGAUACUAAUAUGUUUACUACUAUGCAAUACCCAAGAGCUGCCCGUUUCAUGCGACCUGUUGGUAAGAACACGGCAAAAAUGCUUGCCGAACUAACAACAUACGGUCUAGAUCCCAAAAAGCUAGAACUUGUAGGAAUCAGUCUAGGCGCUCAGACAGCCAGCUUCAUAGCCAAACACUACAAAAAGCUGACAGGCCAUUCUAUAUCUAGACUUACAGGGCUAGACCCAGCUGGUCCUUGCUUCCGAAACCUAGGUCCAGAGGAACGUAUUGAUAAAAGCGAUGCUGAUUUUGUCGAAAUGGUGGCCACAAACAUAGAUGGAUACGGUAUGGCUGCGCCCGUAGGACAUGUCAAUUUCUACGUAAAUGGUGGUGAAUUCCAACCAGGCGAUCUGAUAUGGACUAUAUGCGACGUUAUAUGCAGCCACUUAAGGUCGUAUUAUGUAUGGAUGGCCGCGUUGAGGAAUCCCAAUUCUUUCAUUGGUUUACAGUGCGAUUCUGUGCAAGCCGCGAGAGACAAAAAUUGCUAUGAACGACAGCCAAGGAUUACCAACGUGUUGGGAUUGAAUUGUGAUAAAACUAAGGAAGGCAUAUUUUACCUGAAUACGAAUAAUACGUAUCCGUAUUAUUUGGGUAAAAAAGGAUUAUCGAAGGAACACGAGUUCGUAUUAUCCAAAAUGAAUGAGAUUAAUGCUGAAAGUAUUAUAAAGAUGUAGAUUUUGUGGACAAAUAAAUUUGGUGACUGAUUGAA
Messenger RNA from Colias croceus (clouded yellow), 1370 nucleotides. RefSeq names its product lipase member H-B-like. The transcript is spliced from 3 exons. NCBI's taxonomy places the organism in Eukaryota, Metazoa, Arthropoda, Insecta, Lepidoptera, Pieridae. The record is from RefSeq and is a predicted model, not a curated record. The coding region runs from base 259 to 1335 and encodes 358 amino acids. Gene Ontology annotation, molecular function: lipase activity.